Messenger RNA from Caenorhabditis auriculariae, 1773 nucleotides. The record is from the annotation of a GenBank genome assembly. NCBI's taxonomy places the organism in Eukaryota, Metazoa, Nematoda, Chromadorea, Rhabditida, Rhabditidae.
AUGGGAGGAACGGCGACGACUCUACUUCUGUGUUUCUAUGGAUUUCUGAAAGAAUUCCGUCCUUCGGAACCCUACCUUUAUGAGUAUCAACACGUCUAUCUCAACAUCUCUGAGCAUGUACUCAAUGCCGACGUUAGUUGGUUUUCUUCUGUCCCAAUCAUUUUUUCUCAGGUCUACCCGAUCUGGACUUACAGUUAUAUGGUGGCCCUAUUUCCUGUGCUUCUUCUAACUGACGUUUUUCUUUAUAAGCCAAUGAUCAUACUAGAAGCCGUAUCGUAUGUGGUGGUGUGGUCGAUCUUCUUGUCCUGCCGCUCAGUCGUUUCUCAACAGGUUCUCUACUUCUCAAAAGGAUCGAACGGUUCUGUUGCCAGGUUGUGGAAGUCUUCUACGGCUGCGCUACAGCCACUGAAGUCGCCUAUUUCUCCUACAUCUACGUGAAAGUGGACAAGAGGCAGUUCAAAUCGUAGGUGGUCAAGGCGGUUUGUGGCAACCGCCCCUGCAGCGUGACGUCAUGGACGAGAGCCGCGCUUCUCGUCGGUCGUUCCGCCGCCUACGGGCUCGCUCAGAUAAUCGUGCUGUGCGGACUCGGAUCCUACAGAACUCUCAACAUAAUCAGCCUCGUGUCACUGAGUCUGGCUCUCCUGUUUUCUUCGAUACUGCCCAACGUGUCUUGGAGAGCGGCGUACAAGAGAAAAAUUGAGUCCCAAGGUGAAGUCAAAGUCCAGAAUUCUUGAAUAAGGAGACAAAGAAGUUUCAAGCUUUUUUUCGAACCAAUUUCUAUUAAAAUGGAAUCAUUCAGGCAAAGAAAAUGAAGUUGCGAUUGAAAACCUAUCGAGCUACGGAGAAUUCGUUUCCGAUCAUUUCUCCCACAUCUAUUCUGAUUUUCGUGAUAUGUAUCGAGAUAUUUUCAUACUGAAAUGGUCGGUGUGGUGGGCUCUAGCCAACUGCGCCUUAUUUCAAGUGAGAAUCCUUAAAAGCUUUCCACAAGGUCAUGUCACAGAUAUCGAAUUACACACAAAACUUUAUGGGGUACAGUCACGGACGACUCGGACAAGUUCAAUGGUAUCACUGAAGCACUUUGUCCACUUUUUGGUAAGGCCUAGCAAAACUGAUACUUUCUAAAAGACUAAUUUGGAAAUGAAAAUUGAAUGAAAAUAAUUAUUUAGAUUUUGAUUAUUAAUAAUGGUGUACAAAAAUGAGUAAAAUCCUCGCUAAAGAUGAGCCGUUAGGAAAGGGACACACUCCAAAAAUUAGAAGUCAUGAGCUUUAGCCUAAAAUUGAAUUGAGAUUUCUCUGAUUAUUUUCAAUCGAAUGCUAAAAUGCUCUUUUAAGUUUCGAAAACUCAAGAAAAAGAGAAAUGACUGGUAGUCUACAGGUAUUCCAGUGGUACUGCUGGCCCAAAAGCUUUUUGUCGACUGGGUGAAGUGGGGCGAGAUUUUCCUAUCGCUUGGAUCGCUGGCUCAAGGACUUUUACUGUUUCUGUUGUCCCAGACAGGACAAUUGUUCGUCAUGUACGCCGGGUACAUAGCCUACAGGGUUAUAUUCCAAGCCAUGGCGACAAUAGCACAGUAGGUUCUUUAUAAUAUCUACUCUCUUUCUAAGAGCUUCAAUUCAUCAGACUUUUUGAGGAAUAAUCUCGCGUCGGGUCUCAAAUCCGAGUCUUUCGGUUUAUUAUUCGGGACAAACACUUUUGUGGCGCUCGUUUUGCAGACGAUCCUAACGGUGGUGGUUAUUGACAUCGCUAACUUAUCGAUUCGACCUCAGGUGAACUAA